CCCUUUUGGAAGAGAGCAGAAAAUGAUGAUGAAGUCCCAGGGGUUAGUAUCAUUCAAGGACGUGGCUGUGGAUUUCACCCAAGAGGAGUGGCAGCAACUGGACAUUGCACAGCGGACUCUGUACAGAGAUGUGAUGCUAGAGAAUUACAGCCACCUGGUAUCCAUGGGGUAUCCCGUUUCCAAACCAGAUGUUAUUUCCAAGUUGGAACAAGGAGAAGAACCAUGGAUCAUAAAGAGAGACAGACCAAAUUGGAUCUAUCCAGGUGAAGAUCAGGCAGAUGGGAGACAAGGGAAGAGUAACCGUCACAACUCCCAGUCAUGUAUUCUGGGGAAAGUUUCUUUCCAUAAUAAGAUGCUGAAAGGAGUCACAAAGGCUGGUUCAUUGUACUCCAUUUUAAAAGUCUGUCAAGGUGAUGACCAGCUGCAGAGAUGUCAGGAAACCCAAGACAAAUUUUUCAGGCAAAUCACAUUCAUCAACAGCAAAACGGUGACUGAGGCAUCAGGCCAUAAAUGUGAUCCACUGGGGAAAGUAUUUCAAGAGUGCAUAGAGCUAGAGACAUCAAGACAGAGACUCCAUAAAUAUGAUGCUUUAAAAAGCAACUUAAAACUGAAUAUUGACCUACCUAGUUGUAAUAAGAGCAAUUCAAGAAAAAACCAUGAUGAGAAUUUUGGAUGUGGAAAAUCAUCUAAGCACAAUGAGUCCAAUUCUAAUCUUGAGAAAAUUCACAAUGGAGUAAUACCCCAUGAUGAUAAUCAGUGUGGAAACAUUUUCAGCAAUAAACAAUCCCUUGUUCAAUAUCAGAAUGUUGAAACUAGGGAGAAAACCUGUGUCUGUAUCACAUGUGGAAAAGCCUUUGCUAAGAAGUCACAGCUCAUUGUACAUCAGAGAAUUCAUACUGGAAAGAAACCUUAUGAUUGUGGUGCUUGUGGAAAAGCCUUCAGUGAGAAGUUUCAUCUUGUUGUACACCAGAGAACUCAUACUGGGGAGAAACCCUAUGAUUGCUCUGAAUGUGGAAAAGCCUUUUCUCAGAAAUCAUCCCUCAUUAUACAUCAGAGAGUUCACACUGGGGAAAAGCCAUAUGAGUGUAGUGAAUGUGGGAAAGCCUUCUCCCAGAAAUCACCCCUCAUUAUACAUCAGAGAAUACAUACUGGGGAAAAGCCAUAUGGAUGUAGAGAGUGUGGAAAGGCCUUCUCCCAGAAGUCACAGCUGAUUAUACAUCACAGAGCCCACACUGGAGAGAAGCCAUAUGAGUGUGCCGAAUGUGGGAAAGCCUUCUGUGAGAAGUCCCACCUCAUUAUACAUAAAAGAAUUCACACCGGUGAAAAGCCCUACAAAUGUGCUCAGUGUGAGGAAGCAUUCAGCAGGAAGACAGAACUCAUUACGCAUCAGUUGAUUCAUACUGGGGAGAAACCCUAUGAAUGUACCGAAUGUGGGAAGACAUUCUCCCGGAAGUCACAGCUCAUCAUACACCAGAGAACACACACUGGGGAGAAACCCUACAAAUGCAGUGAAUGUGGAAAAGCCUUCUGUCAGAAAUCACAUCUGAUUGGACAUCAGAGAAUUCACACGGGAGAAAAACCUUAUAUAUGUACUGAAUGUGGGAAAGCCUUCUCUCAGAAAUCUCACCUCCCAGGGCAUCAGCGAAUUCAUACAGGAGAGAAACCUUACAUAUGUGCAGAAUGUGGAAAGGCCUUUUCCCAGAAGUCAGACCUUGUUUUACAUCAGAGAAUUCAUACUGGGGAAAGACCCUAUCGGUGUGCUGUAUGUGGGAAGGCCUUCAUCCAGAAGUCACAACUCACGGUACAUCAGAGAAUUCAUACAGAUGUAAAGUCGUAAUCCACUGACCACAGAAAAGCCUUCAGUAUUAGUUCAAGCCUUAAUAAUUACUAGAAACCUGAUGAGUUUGGUAAACCUGGGGAUGGCGGCUCUAGAUAAAAUUGUAAGGGACUUUAUGGUUCUAGUGUGGCGAUGCGUUUUUCAGCAAAGAUUAUAGAAAAUAAUUCUAUAUAUGAAGGACACUUUUAACAUGGCAUAUAAAGCUUUUAAAGUUAUGAGCUAAAUGAUCAGUAGGGCAAGCCAUAUAUGCAAAAUAUUGUCAAGUUACAUGUUUUUUAUUAUAUUACCUAACCAUAAUCAGACAAUGCAAAAUAGCUAAUAUUAGCUUGGUAUAAUUGUGGCCACACAGUAAUUUUCUAUAAACAUAGAAGAAAACUUGAGUAAAGAAGAAAGUAAAACAUCAACUCCUAGAAACUCAUUUUAAAAAUUGGCUUGAGCAUGACCUCUAAAGCUACAUGUAAUAUUCUUAUACAAAGAUGGAAAGAUUGGGUUCAUCAGAUUCAGUUAAGUUGGCAUGUAUGCAUUUUCCCAUCUUAAGUGUAUACAUUGACCUGCUUCUGGAAGGGCCCGGGACCUUGAAUUUGACGCAUUUUGAACAUAUCUCCAUUUUAUUCUCCACAACCGGGAACUUGUUGUGGUAGAAAGACUUUGUUACUGAAGCCAAAUGCUCUUGGGUUUCAAUCCUGGCUCAACAACUCACAGAUUAAGUGACUUCCAGCAAGACUGUUUCACCAGUCUUAAUAUUUUUGAUCAGCAGAUAAAAGUACAACAUAGAGCACAUUUCUCAGUUAAUAUUAGUUCUUUUAAAAUCUUUCCUCUCUCCUACAACAGGAUGCUGAGUCUCAUGUGUAAAACCACAUAUGAACUUUCUUUGCCCUCCGGAUGCUCUGCUUUUGAUCGCCCACCCCAUGACUGGCCCAUUUUACUGUCUCUGACUCUGGUGGCCUUAUUUUUGCUGUUAGAUUAUCAUUUUUAAUACUUUUAAUUUGUGUUUACAUGCACUUAUAAACCACCGUGAUUGCACAUAAAGACCCUG
Messenger RNA from Carlito syrichta (Philippine tarsier), 2873 nucleotides. It is a transcript of the gene ZNF300, whose product is annotated as zinc finger protein 300. The record is from RefSeq and is a predicted model, not a curated record. Gene Ontology annotation, molecular function: RNA polymerase II cis-regulatory region sequence-specific DNA binding; DNA-binding transcription factor activity. Bases 23 to 1837 code for a protein of 604 amino acids. Lineage: Eukaryota; Metazoa; Chordata; Mammalia; Primates; Tarsiidae. The transcript is spliced from 4 exons. Gene Ontology annotation, biological process: regulation of transcription by RNA polymerase II.